CUCUGUCAUUUAAGAAGAUAUUUACUGCGAAUAAAAGAAUGCUUCUUCGGCAUAUUAUACCUACCAACAACGAUGUGGAAGAAAUCUACAUUGUAAAGCAGGAGGAUGAGCUGAUAGAAGCAAAUGGGAAUCCUCUUUCGGCAGCUGGUCCUAGUAGACCCGGAGGUUUGCUUCCGGCGGUUUUUCUAGAAAACGAGGAUAUUGAAAUCAAAGACGAACCAUUGAGUAUCCACGGAAGCGACGAAGAGUAUGACACUGAAGAAAAGUACGAUCCGCCGAUUCCGAUUUUCCAUGCUCUUCCGGUGGAGGUAAAACUUGUUGAGGACCUUCCAAAAAAACUGGAAGCUAUAAAAAAGGAACCCACGGAAGUUCAACCUCAGCCCCAGUCAAAUAAGAUUUUGCCGCCCACGCCUGUGCCAGCAAAAACAAAUGUUAAAAGUGAAGAAGAUACAGAUUCGUAUGAUGCUUGGGCCAAGAACGAUGAUGUUCCUCUCGCUAGAAGAAGAGAAAAAGCAAAAGCGAAGCGUGUUCGUAAGAGAAAGGUACCUGUUAAGAAGCAGGAACAUAAGAUUCCAGAAUCUGAUGAUAGUGGUGACUUUAUUGACGAUCUGGACGAGGAUGAAUAUAAGCCACCGAAGCUAGAAGACAAUCUAGUUGAGAAAGGCAAAAAGGUGAAGAAAGAACGAAAAAAACUACAUAAAAAGGUAAAACCAGAAGUCGAAAAAGACGGUAGUGAGGAAUCCGAUCAGGAAGAUGUGGUUAAAUGCUUUAUUUGUGUCACCGACCAGAAAGAAACAUGGGCACUGAUAAAGCAUAUGAGACGCGAGCAUAAAAAUAUGCUACCAUUCAAAUGUAACGUUUGUGUAUCACGAGAAAUUACGAAGCUGAAGGAAUUGAAUUUACAUUUUCGGCAACAUGAUGAAAGCCGAAAGCACAAAUGUAUGUACUGUGCGGCACGUUUCCCAUCAGCACAAGCUCAGAGUAGUCAUAUGCGACGUAUGCACAAUGAUAGUUACAAUAUGGAUAUGGAAAAAUAUCGACGUUUCGUAUGUCGUUUCUGUGAUAAGAAGUUUACCAAGAAACAUGAUCAUGAGAUGCACGAAAAACGUCAUCUUAAGGAAAAAUCCAAUGAUGUAGAGUUUCUGAAAAGAGAACUUAAGUGCUACAUAUGCAACGAUUUUAUAGGCAAAACCCGAGACGAUCUGAAUGUUCACGUCGUGAAACACAACACAGAAUGGCUACCAUACCAUUGCCAGAAGUGUGACAAUAAAAAGAUCACAACCGCUCGGGUUCUGUGUGAACAUUUGCGUCAACAUGAAGAGGGUCUUGCUGUCAAGUGUGUCUAUUGUGAUGAGCGUUUUGUAACGUUGGCAGCAUGCCAGACCCAUGAGCGGAGUCACGCAGCCGAGAAAGAAGCGGACGAAAUAAUCGAUGCUAAAAUUAUAGCGGAAACACACAAUGCAACCGUGGUUGUUGUGGACGGUCAAAAACGUUUCCAAUGUGACAAAUGUGACCGGUCCUACACACUUUUUAGUAGUCUCCGUAAACAUCAAAAUCUGCAUACUAAGAGCAAUGCUUACAUCUGUCUGAAAUGUGGCAGAGCUUUUAUUAAAGCAUCUUCUUUGGCUCUUCACGAAAGAAGAAACCAUGACGAGAAUGCAAAUUUUGCCUGUGAAGGUUGUGGAAAAACGUUUCGAACGAUUGGUCAUUUGCUAGACCAUAGAACUCGAACUCAGCACUAUGCCGGAAAGCCUUACAUUUGUGAAGGGUGCACAAAAACAUUCCGUUUACCAGAUGAGCUUAAAGAGCACCAAAUAACUUGCCCCGAAACGGAAGCAAAUCGAGCAUGUUUCUGUGGACUAUGUUCCGAAAAUUUCCCGUCGCUGGCAAUUGCUCUGGAACAUGUUAAAGCGGAGCAUGAUUUGGAAAUUCCUGAAACAAAGUGCAGAUACUGUGACUUGACAUUCCGUGAUGCAGAGCGGAUUGUGGAGCACGAAUUUAAGCAUACGUUGCCAGGGAUUAUGACAUGUACCAUGUGUAAUCGAAUUUUCAAGCAUUUGAAAAAUUUACAGUGUCACAUGAAGAAUCACGGGAAGGUAGCGAUUCCGUUCAUGUGCGAUAUCUGCGGAAAAACUUUUACACAAAAGGGGACGCUGACGAUUCAUACUCGUUUGCAUACCGGAGAACGUCCGUAUACCUGUCAGCUUUGUCAGAAAGGAUUUGUGGAUAAGAAUGAAAUGCGACGUCACUAUAAUAUGCAUUUUAACCCUCAAAGCAAGUUGUUCAUUCCGAACGCGGAACAGAUUGCUGCUCCCGUGGAUGUGGGAGCACAGGGAAAAAAAUAUAAACAGUACACUUGUAAGAUUUGUGGUCGUCAGCUUACCACUUCGACAGCAUUGGCUAAACAUAUUACGACUCAUACGGGCGAGAAGAAGUACCAAUGCGAUUUUUGUGAGAAACGCUUCGCUCAAGGAGGACAGCUAACAGUUCACCGUCGAAUCCACACCGGUGAGAGGCCGUUUGCGUGCGAAAUCUGCGGCCAGCGAUUCGUUGGUGGAAGCAACUAUAAACGGCAUGCGAAGCAGGGAAUGUGCAAGGCAACUGGGAUUACCGGUAUGCCCGGUCUUUCAGUGCCGGUUAUCGUUGAUCCAAUGACUGACGAAGAACCGAUGUAUCCGGUUGACUAGAAUGUGUACACGAUUAUUUGUACUUUGCUGGUAGCGUGGUUUAACUAGGAAAGUUGUCUGCAUCACAUUUCUGGACAAUUAUUCCAUCAUUUUUUUAUCGAUUUGAAAUGUUCUAUUCCCAACAUUUGAUAACCGUUUAUUUAACGAAUAGGGGAAAUUCCUCCAUUAUGAACAAUAUCUAACAUUCAACCUGGGAAAAAUGAGCAACAGUAAAUGGUUAGAUCUGGCAAAUAAGUUGCUGCUGAUCGAAGAAAAUCGUUUUAGGAACUGCAAAAUUAGGCUUUUAACGUUUUCAAAGUACACUCAAGUUUUUUUUUACGCGGUUUUUUUUUGCGCGGUAUUUUUUUACGCGGGUUUUUUUACGCGGAUUUUGAAAUUUACGCGGUUUUCAUUUACGCGGAUUUUGAAAUUUACGCGGUUUUCAUUUACGUGGAUUUUGAAAUUUACGCGGUUUUCAUUUACGCGGUUUUUGAAAUUUACGCGGUUUUCAUUUACGCGGAUUUUGGAAUUUACGCGGUAUCCAUCAAUGAGGUUCCCUUUAUCGCGGAUUCUUAAAUUUAAGUGGUCUUCAUUUACGCGGAUUUUGAAAUUUACGCGGUUUUCAUUUACGCGGAUUUUGAAAUUUACGCGGUUUUCAUUUACGCGGAUUUUGAAAUUUACGCGGUUUUCAUUUACGCGGUUUUCAUUUACGCGGCUCGUAUCCCCCGCGUAAAAAAAACCUGAGUGUACAGUGAAAGUAAUUCUUCUUUUUCAUUUUUAAAAAUACGUUUGUAAUAGGUUAUCCGGUAAAGUUUUUAAUAGUAUACUGUCAACUUAAUUCCUUCAGUGACACUACGGUCAAAUCAAUCUUCUCGACGAAGACUUGUUUUAAGCUUCCUUAUUGUAAUAUAGAAUUAUAAUUAUGAUAAAAGUAUUCGGCGGGCUGCUGACAAAUCACAUUAGUUUUUUCGACCUAUGAAUACAUAGUUUUUUAUUUGAAGGGAAUCUUAUUCCUGUGGGCAUCGUAAAAUAGUUGUUACGAUACUUGCCUAUUACACAAACGAUCUGUGUACACUGAAAUUUGUAUAGGUAUUCCCCAACGAGUUUUAGGAUUGAACUCCUUUGUAAUUAAAGAAAUACAAAAAUAAAU
Messenger RNA from Topomyia yanbarensis, 3816 nucleotides. Its product is annotated as zinc finger protein 585A-like. Lineage: Eukaryota; Metazoa; Arthropoda; Insecta; Diptera; Culicidae. The coding region runs from base 39 to 2687 and encodes 882 amino acids. The record is from RefSeq and is a predicted model, not a curated record. The transcript has 4 exons.